AUGGGUUACAACGACGGUGGAGGUUCGCCUCAAGACCUGAUUGCGCAAACAUGGAUUAUGUACAGUAUCGCUAUAGCACUUUUCUUGACGAGAAUAUAUGCUCGAUACGUUCGACUUGGAUUCAAAUGGCAGAUCGAAGACUACCUUAUGGUGCUUGCCGUUGCAUGGUAUACCACCAUGUGUGUGACAAACAUCGCAAUCAUCACAGGUGGAGGUAGCAGUCUCUACCUUCCUGGACAAUAUGAGACUUUCACCGCUGCAGAUAUUGCCGCGCGAGUGAAAGGAUCCAAGAUUGAAUUUGCAUCAGAAAUGUGCAUGUUGAAUACAAUGUAUACUCUUAAAGCUUGCAUGCUUAUAAUUUACUUCCAGCUCACAUCAAACUUAUCACAACAAAAGUGGAUGAAGUUGUCUGCCGGGUAUACAUUCUUAGGAUGGUUGGCCACUGUGCUGGUUCUUUUCUUCAACUGCCAUCCUUUCACUGGAUACUGGACGUUGCCACCGCCGCAAGAAGAGUGCGCAAGCUACUUCCGCUACGAAGUGACCCAAGCCGUUUUCAACGUCUCCUCCGAUCUCACAAUGAUCUGCGUCAUCCUCCCCAUGCUCUUCCGCAUCCGCAUGCCCUGGAAAACCAAACUCCCUCUCCUCUUCAUCUUCUCCAUGGGUCUCGUCGUAGUCAUUUGUGCAUGCACAUCCAAAUAUUUCACCUUCAAGGACAUCUGGGACGACUCCUACCAAUUCUGGUACCUCCGCGAAGCCUCCAUCGCCAUGUACACCACCAACCUCCCCUACGUGUGGUCGCUUGCCCGACAAACGUUCCGCGUCCUUCGGUCCACGGAGAGCGAUACUUCGGGUCGGCUGCCGUAUGCGGGGCCGAGUCAUCUGUCGAAUUUGCAGUCGAAGACGGGAGGGCAGUCGAGGAGGGAUAAGUAUAAUAAUCUGGAUACGGUGAAUGGGAGUGGGGCGCUGGAGAGGACGGAGAGCGAGGAGCAUAUCAUUGAGAUGAAAGGGAUGCAGGGGAUGGAGAUGAGACCUGAUGGGAGUGAGACUGUGAGCUGGGCGCAGAGUGAUGGAGUCGGGAGUGGGAAUGAGGGGUUGAAGGGUGCGAUACAGAAAACUGUGGAGGUUACUGUUAAGAAUGAUGAGAUUUGA
Molecule: messenger RNA, 1149 nt
Organism: Mollisia scopiformis
Lineage: Eukaryota; Fungi; Ascomycota; Leotiomycetes; Helotiales; Mollisiaceae
Exons: 7
Coding region: 1-1149 (382 amino acids)
Source: RefSeq, a predicted model, not a curated record